CCAUCCCCCCUGGUCACGCCUCAACAGAAGUCUCAGUCGUUUUUAGUACAUGCAUUCAAAAACUUUCACAACAACCGAAGACCUCAGAAAUUUAACAGUAAUUUUAGUUUGGACAGAUCUAUUUCUGGCGGCUUGAAUGACAAAUCAAAUGUCUUGAUUUGACUCGAAUAAGGAGCGGUUUCGGUUUGUAUAAUUUUACGCAUUUCUAAGAACUAGAAACUACUAUUUCCUUCAAUAUGUCAGCUUUGUGGAAGUCUAGUUUAGACCUGUGGAAUAUUCCAUUGAGAGCGCUGAAUAUCAACGUGAGAAAAAGAUUGGGACUGUUUUUAAAUCCGAGAAACACUGUGGCAUCAGACUGGAUGUCUGUCGCAGAGAACAUGGGCUUCUCUUAUUUAGAGAUCAAGAAUUACGAGGAUUGCCAGGACCCGACACGGAAGAUUCUAGAGGACUGGCAAUCACGUUGUCCCGGAGCUAAAGUUGGAAAGUUAGUUUCAAUUCUGGAUAACGUGGACAGAAAAGAUGUUGUGGAGGAUCUUCGAGAUCUCAUUGAGGAGGACUGUAGGAGGUACAUAGAGAGACAGAAUGAGCCCCCAGUCCAGGUGCCUGAGGUGGACAGCUGUGUCCCCAGAACCCCAGAGCGACAAGGUAUCACCCUGGAGGAUGACCCACAAGGGGGUGUACCGGAGCUGUUUGAUGCCUUCAUCUGCUACUGUCUAAGUGACUUUGACUUUGUCCAUGAGAUGAUCCAGCAGUUGGAGCAGACGGACCACAAGUUGAAGCUGUGUGUGUUUGACCGGGACGUCCUGCCUGGAUCCUGUGUUUGGACCAUCACCAGCGAACUCAUCGAGAAGAGGUGUAAGAGGAUGGUGGUGGUGAUAUCUGAUGAGUACCUGGACAGUGAUGCCUGUGACUUCCAGACCAAGUUCGCCCUCAGUCUCUGCCCUGGUGCGCGGAGCAAGCGGCUGAUCCCUGUGGUGUACCGGUCUAUGAAGAAACCUUUCCCCAGUAUCCUGAGGUUCCUGACUGUGUGCGACUACACACGACCCUGUACACAGUCCUGGUUCUGGGUCCGGCUGGCCAGGGCUCUCUCCCUGCCCUGAUUGGAUCGUACAGACUCACAGCAACCAAUCAUCACAGGGGGCCUGCCCCUCUACAGCGGGGAACAGGAAGAGGAAGUCUCAGCUUGGUGGUACUGGUACUCUGCUGGGGGACCGCUAAUAGCUACAGUGUGGGAGUUUAGUUUAGUUGACAUAUUUUAUAUUGAUUAAUUUCUUGGUUAGAACAGUUUCUGUAUUGUACAUACUACUUUGAAUAGACAAGAUGAGACUUGUUGCAGUGUUCUGAAACCACAGAUGGAGGACAUUGUUCCUGGGGGACUCUCCCUCUCUCAUCCUCAGCACUGAGAGACUGACGGCUGUUUCACUCAUUACUGAUACAUUGAUUUGGUUUUAAUAUGAUAUUUUAUUCCACUGUAAGCGUUUAAUAUGUUUUUAAUAUGAUAUUUUAUUCUGAGCCCCAUCGCUCAUAUGGACCAAAUAUCAACAGCGGAAGGAAUAUUGUAUAUAUCAAAUGGUUGGCAACACAUUUUACAAUAAUUUAGCUAUUUGUUUGUGGAGCCAUCAUCUCUCUGAGGUGGAGGUGAUUUUGAAAAAUGUUGUCUGUGCACAAAGCAUGUAAAACUGUUACAAUCUCAUCCUAUCCGACGUGUCAGCUCUUUAGUUUCAACAUCCUCCUUCCUCCUGUCAUGGCGGCCAUGUUGUCUCCUUCAGAUGAGAGAUAUCGGCCUGUGACUUCCUCCUGUCAUGGCGGCCAUGUUGUCUCCUUCAGAUGAGAGAUAUCGGCCUGUGACUUCCUCCUGUCAUGGCGGCCAUGUUGUCUCCUUCAGUACGGAGCAGAGAGACUGACUGCCACCAGCCACUUCUCACCCUGAUGUGUAACUUUAUGAAGCUGUAUAAAUCCACCAAAACCUAAAUCUAUCAAUACUGUAAAAAAUUUAAAGAAAUUGGAGAAGGACGGGAAGUGAAAAGGGGACUUUGUCAGUAAUGUAACUCUGGACAUUUCCAAAUGGACUCAUACUGCGUUACUCAUGCAUACUGCGUUACUCAUGCAUACUGUGACUGUCUCUCUCGUAACUACUGUAUGUAUAUUUGGUCUUCAUUUCAUCUGCACUGUGUGAUUUUAUAUUUUAAAAAAUCUUUAUUAAGCUUC
This is a messenger RNA of Coregonus clupeaformis (lake whitefish), 2208 nucleotides long. RefSeq names its product MYD88 innate immune signal transduction adaptor (gene myd88). The transcript has 5 exons. The coding region runs from base 237 to 1100 and encodes 287 amino acids. Gene Ontology annotation, biological process: innate immune response; defense response to Gram-positive bacterium; positive regulation of canonical NF-kappaB signal transduction. NCBI's taxonomy places the organism in Eukaryota, Metazoa, Chordata, Actinopteri, Salmoniformes, Salmonidae. Gene Ontology annotation, molecular function: TIR domain binding; Toll-like receptor binding. Gene Ontology annotation, cellular component: plasma membrane. The record is from RefSeq and is a predicted model, not a curated record.